AGGGGGGGGGAACCCUAAAUUUGCCUUUAGAUAUGGAGCCAAGCCCACCCUUUAUCACCAAGAAGCUAUCUAACAUGAUACGUAAAGGCUUCUCAAAGGGCAAGCUCGUGCUUGACGAACUUCAUUUCUUAAUGAAACGCGGGAAGGUCGUGGGAAAAGAAGCUUUAAACGAAGCUUCGUUGAGUUGCCGGUCGAGAGACGUGCACCUUUCGUUCGUGUCGCCGAUGGAGUACGAGUUCAGUUGCCGGACUAGUCCGUCGCAUCAACCCUACGUCCCCUUGCAUCGUCGAAAGCAAAAAUCGGGGCGUUACCGGUACUAUGCCGCACGGUCUCGAACACUGGACGGUGUCGGUUUCGGAGGGUGUAGAGAUGCGGGCGACUACGAGUCGCCGUUGCCGAAGGCGUUAGCGAUACCGAAGGGAAGGAGAGGCAAGAAGAUUAGUAGGGAGUCGCCAUUGGUGGUGUUAAAGGAUGAUGAUGAUGAGUACCGUGUAGACGAAGCGGCUGAGGAGUUUAUUCAAAGUUUUUACACGCAAUUAAGGUUGCAAAAAUGGUUGGCUGUCAUGGAUGCAGCAGAUUACUAUGGCUAAAAAUUUUCUGUACUUCGUUUGAAAGUUUAUAUGUUGAGGUUUGAUCUUUAGGGGGAAGAAGAAGCAUCAAAUAUGUAAGAUAUAUAUAUAUAUAUAUAACAUUUCAGU
Hibiscus syriacus is the source of this 698-nucleotide messenger RNA. RefSeq lists its product as uncharacterized. The transcript has a single exon. NCBI's taxonomy places the organism in Eukaryota, Viridiplantae, Streptophyta, Magnoliopsida, Malvales, Malvaceae. The record is from RefSeq and is a predicted model, not a curated record. Bases 33 to 590 code for a protein of 185 amino acids.